AUGAUUGCCUUGAUGCCAUUGAACAUCAUUGCAAGCUUUCAAGUGACAGGUAUCCAUCUGUUCAACAAGGACAUCUUUCAUGAAACAGAUUUUAACCCUGCUACUCCAAGUGAUCGCGAGCAAGAUGCUGCUGCUGAAGAUGGCACUGAGGUGAAUCCAACUCCUGAAAAUUCAAGACCACCAGUUGCUGAGUCGUCAAGUGAUGUUGUCCAUCCACAACGACAGCAAACAGAUGGUGUUGAACCAUCCACCUCCGGUAAAGUUGUGUCUACGGCUCCAGAACCUAACGAGACAGAAGAAAACAUCGAUUCCAUGUGGGAUGUUGAUGCUGAAGUGAUAAUCAUUUGGGUCACCGGAGUGAUUGUAUUGAUCACUCUUUUGACAAUGCUGAUCUGUUUCUUGGCCACUCGCAGAAAACAAGACCGUGCAGAAGAUUCGCCAGUUCGAACCAGGUCUCGCAAUGAAGAGGCAGUGAACCCAGGAAGGGGCGGAAUAGGGAUCAGUUGUACCACUGGCGACAGCAUCGGCGGCGUUGGAGGCGAAAACCCAGCUUACACAAGCAACAGCGAUGAACUAAACGGCCUGUUUAAUAUAUACCAUCCUCGAAUGGUCAAUUCGUUGCCGCAUAUCCAUAGUCCAGUCUCGAACCAGGGUGGACAACAAUGGAACUCUUCGUCACAGACACAAGCUGCUAAUCUGCCAGAUGCUGACGGAGGCUUUCAGCAAAUAUCUCUUCCACCGAGCCACAUAACAGAAGCCAGUCCGAGUUAUUACCCCGGUCCGCCGCCACCAUCUCCGCCACCUCUUCUCUUGACCCGGAGCAAUGCAAACGUCUCAGCACGCGACUACAUGCGUAAUGAAGACUACGUGCUUGACCCUUACUUCCUAGCUUCGGCUCCCCCGCCUUAUACACGUUAUGCUGAAGACUACCACCCAACUAGCCCAGCAGAUGCAUCCUGCUCUUUGCCAGUUAGAAGUGAACGAUCAUACAGAGUGGCGUAUGAUUACUUCUGAACUGGAGCAACCACUGACACCAACCUUUCACUUAAACGACUGUCUUAAAUCACAAGUGCCUUCAUAUCUCUCAUUCAGCGGUUAAAACAUCGUGUUCAACUAAAUCCAUGCGAAAUCACAUACAAAGACAACUUGUCUGAAAAAUACUAGACAACGGACGACACUUCAUCGAGCUAUGGUACCCUCUCUAUUGAUGCAUUUUAAGUAGAAAUAACGAAUGAAAAAUCAGCGAUGAACUAUCUGUAACUUUUUUAACUUUUCUGUAUAUUUGUUUGCUUUUCUCCGAAAGAAUUUAUAACAAUUCCAUUUUAUUUUAUUAUCAUUUUCUACUGUUCUACCGUUUAAUUUAUCAUUUUAAUAAUUUUAAUGUCGUGCACCCGAUCAGCUGAGUCAAUAACUUAGCUUCGAUUCCUUAUCGAAAUUGAAAUUGACGUCUUUAUUGCAUCUGGGAAAUGUAUGCUGUUCCCUGUGCCAAUAUAACGAGGUAUUAUUUUCAGGACGGUGAAGACGGCGAGCUGGGUGAAUUGUUAGCAUGCCGGACGAAAUAUUGUCCGUCUUUACAUUCUGAGUUCAAAUUUCCAUGAUCGAUGAAAUAAUUACCAGUUGAGCACUGGGAGUCGAUGUAAUCGACUAACCCCUUUCCCUAAGUUUCAGGCCUCGUGCCCAGAGUAGAAAGGAUUAUUAUCAGGAGAGUGAGAGCUGUAGAAUUGUAGAAUCUUUAAUGCGCCGGACAAAGUUCCACGCGACAGUUCAACUCUCGCCGAGGUCAACUUUGCCUUUCACCCCUCCGGGUCCGAUAAUAUUGAGUACCUGCCGAGUAAUCGGGGUAAAUGUAAUCGGCUAAAACUCAAAAUUCUUGGUUUUCUACUUAAUUUAGAAACAAUUAUUUUGAGGAUGGCCUCAUCCAUAUUUCAGAGAUAAUGAGUAUUUAGAGCUUCCAGAAAAAGGCAUGAAAAGCACAUCUUCCCAUCCACUGUUUAUACUCAUUUAAGAUACAAAUUAGAAGGGAGCAUAAAAAUUGGUACAAACAGUAACGAACGAAAUUUUAAAUGAAUCUGAUACGAUAAAUGGGCAGUAAUUAAGUUAUAAAAUUUUUCCCUGUCAAAUUCACAUUGUACGGUACUUUCUCACAAUUUAACCACGUGACCACAAAAAAGUAGUCACUUGAUAUCUCUGUUUGCAUUAUAUAAAAUUUGCUUUUUUUUUUCUUUUUCCCUUCCAUUACUCUGAAACUCUUCUGAAAAAUCAUUUCAUUUGAUUUUAUUGCAUUGGGUUAUCAGAUAAAUUCUUUCCUUUUUUUUUUUUCCUUUUUUCAUAAUCCUUAUUUUUCAUCAACAAUUUCACCAAUCAGUCGAUAAUAUAUUCUUUUUCAUUGUCCAUGAUUUCUUGCCAAUGUUGCGCUAGAUUGUCAAUGCCAUUGACAGUUGAAAUCAUUGGGUCUUGACUCGAAGAAUUCAUCGAGCCACGUUUUCAACUCCACAUUGUUGUUGAACGAAACGCCUCGCAGACUGUUGGAGAGGGGUCGGAAAAGGAGAUAAUCUGAAGGAAAAUUCUGUGGGCGCGGUAGAACUUCUCAACCGAGCUCUUGAAUAGCAUUUUUGGUCAAAUUUGCGAUACAGAGACGAGCGUUGUCGUACUGAAGAAGCACGUCGUGUCGCAGGAUUGUCUCGCUGGGCCCUUACCUAUUGAGUGAAGGUGACAAGCGACAGUAUCAUGAGAACAUCCCAUCUGCUGGGUUAACUCCCUAGGGGACCUGCACGGAUCCUUGUGGAUGAGCUCGUUCAAUGGAACUUCGUUGAGCUGAGCAAGUUGGUCGGAACGCGGAGUGUUUGUAAGGUCGGAUUUCCUCUCCUGGAAGUGUGAUCACCAUCACUGUGCAAUUCAUUCAGUAAUAGUACCUUUUCCAUGGACAGCACAAAUGUCUCGAGGUGGUUUGGCAACUUUGGAACCUGGACUGAAAGCGAAGAGAAAAGCAGGUGUCGAAAAUGCUCUUUUUCUCUUCUACUUGAAACUGCAUCGUCAUAGGUC
Messenger RNA from Octopus sinensis (East Asian common octopus), 3042 nucleotides. RefSeq lists its product as uncharacterized. Bases 1 to 1014 code for a protein of 337 amino acids. The record is from RefSeq and is a predicted model, not a curated record. The transcript is spliced from 4 exons. Lineage: Eukaryota; Metazoa; Mollusca; Cephalopoda; Octopoda; Octopodidae.